Malania oleifera is the source of this 1336-nucleotide messenger RNA. Its product is annotated as vegetative cell wall protein gp1. Lineage: Eukaryota; Viridiplantae; Streptophyta; Magnoliopsida; Santalales; Ximeniaceae. The record is from RefSeq and is a predicted model, not a curated record. The transcript is spliced from 3 exons. Gene Ontology annotation, molecular function: metal ion binding. Bases 151 to 1083 code for a protein of 310 amino acids.
GUAAUUUAUAAGGACCAUUCGGCCUAGCUCAUCCCACCCACUGUCUCUUUCUCUCUCCUCUGCUCUGUUUCUCUCUCUAAACAGAGCGGUCGUCUUCAAGCAAUAACUGUUAUCCAUCUGCUUCGAGUUCAGAUCCGAUCGCCCCCAGCCAUGGCGGAGCAGCGUACACGUACAGUAAUGGUGAUUAAUGUUGAUCUCUCUUGCUCCCGCUGCUAUGCAAAGAUCAAGAGGCUCCUCUGCCAAUAUCCUCAAAUCCAAGACCAGAUCUUCGACGAGAAGCAAAACACGGUGACGAUUACCGUCUUCUGCUGCUCUCCGGACAAGAUCCGCAAGAAGCUCAUCUGCAAAGGAGGCAAAACCAUCAAGAGCAUCGAGGUCAAAGUCCCCGAGAAGAAGAAAGAACAAGAAAAGCCCACACCGAAGCCCCCACCCGCUGAAGCCUCCAAACCUACCAAACAGGCGCCGGCACCUGCCCCAGCGCCAGCGCCAGCGCCGACACCUCCGCCGCAGAAGGUGCCGGCACCUGCCCCUGCGCCAGCGCCAGCGCCAGCGCCGACACCACCGCCGCAGAAGGUGCCGGCACCUGCCCCUGCGCCAGCGCCAGCUCCGACACCUCCGCCGCAGAAGGUGCCGGCACCUGCCCCUGCGCCAGCACCAGCGCCGACACCGCCGCCGCAGAAGGUGCCGGCACCUGCCCCUGCGCCAGCGCCAGCGCCAGCUCCGACACCGCCGCCGCCGAAGGUUCCAGAACCAGUGAAAAUGCCCAACCCGUGCCCCACUCCGGGUUACCCGACACCAGUGUACCCGGUUGGGAUUUGCUGCUGGCAAUGCUCCGAGGGUUAUUCGAACGGCCCGUGCUACCACGGUUUUGGAACGCCGCCGCCUCCCCCUUCGGCUCUGGUAGCGCCACCUUGCUACGACUAUUACGCGUACCCACAGCCUUGCUACUGCGGGUGUGGGGGCCGGAGGGGCUGCGUCCGCCGCUCUGAUUAUUGCUACUGCGGGUGCGGGGGGCGAAGGGGCUGCAUCUGCCGCUCUGAUUAUUUCAGCGAAGAAAACACCUCAGCUUGCACCAUAAUGUAACGAAUCCUCUGAAGCACCUAACGAUUUUCGGGUGGAGUUCCUGAUCGGGUUCGGGUAUAUUCGGGUUACUGUAUAGGUAUGGUAUAAUAGGGGAAAAUGAAAAUGGGUUAAUUUUUUUAUGUCUUUUCAAUAGGAAAAUGGGUUAAUAAUGAGUUUGAUGGGGAGGUGUUUAUGUUCCAUUGGUGGGUGUUGUUUGGAUAAGAUGUAAUAGUUUUUAAUUUUAAUGAAUAAAAUGUUUUUUUUUUAACUUUAA